GGUGUUUACCUGGCUCGUGUGGCCAGGUGUAAACAGCCUGGUCAUGGUUAGGGUGGUCGCGUGUCAGGCCGCCAUUGUUUGAGUGUAGAGCUAGUUGACUGGUCAUCGGGCCUACCUUGUGAUCUCUGAAUGACGAGCAAAUGAUCGCCCUCGACCACAUGCUCGGUCUCCCACGUCUCAAACACCUGUGACGUCGCGUGCCGCGUGACGUAGUUUCCCUCAGACGUUCCGCUGCGAGUUUGUCUUGGUUUCACUGGCCGAUGGACUAUAAAACAUUACAUGGCUGAUUAGGUAAAUUAAUUUAACGUGCUAAUUGUGAGAUAAUUAUUCUGUUGCAUUUAGCGCCCAUGUGUACACUUUUUUUCUACCCGCAUUUCACACAAGUUGGCAUUUAUUCGAGAACACAGUGAGUUGACUCGAUGGAUUCUCUAACAACACACGGGAUUACACGAGGGAUUCUCUAACAACACACGGGAUUACACGAGGGAUUCGUUCCAAGACUUGAGUGACACAAUGCUGGGCUCAGCUGGCAGCUGAUUGUUGGAGCCGUAGAGCCAUGUCGUAUCAAUAUGGGAGCCAGCACUACCCUGCCAGGCCCCGUUACCUCAUGGCCAGUGGGGCGUUCAACCCCCGCAGUCCCCCCAACGUCGUCCCGACAGCCUCGCUCGUGCAGAUGUCGCCCGGCACGUCUCUGAGAUCGUACGCCACGCAGGGCGGGCACGGACUCCCCCCGGCCUACCCCUAUCAGCAGGGACCGCAGUCCCCCUCACACCAGCCCGCGUGCAGCAACUCCUCCCCGGGCGGCGGUCAGAUGAGCCCCCCUAGCUGUGGACACAAUGGUCCACCCAGGAUCAACGUCUCGCAUCCAGCCGUGAGCCAGUACCCAGCAGUGACUCAGUACCAGGGCCAUCCUGGCUACAACACAUCGCCGCUGUCACCGGGCCAACUGCAGGCCAUGAGGAUGGCGCAACAUUCCAUGGGCCACCCCAGCGACAACUCUACUCCACCUCCAGUCACGUCACACAGCCCCCUGGUACCGCCUUAUCACUCUGGAGGAUCCGCCUCUCGCAUGUCACACUCACAUUACGACCCUCGUUAUGGCGUCUCAAACAUGCCAGACCACGAGCGCUCCUUUUUGUUUCCUAACGCUAUGUUCUCACCCCCCGUGCCCGGGAAUGGCGCGGUCAAGAACGGACCAACAGAUGGAGGUAUAUACGGCUACAAGCAGUCUGGUAUGAACGACAGUGGUGUUUGGACCAGCAACCAACCGGCUGGCUUUGAAGGAAGAUUUGAGGACCCCAGAUCACAAUACAAUGGUAACCAUGGUAACGGUCCUGAUCCACGCAUUGAACAUUUUUUAGGUCCUGGUCCCGCUGAUGACAAAGGUGAUAUAUAUUCAAGGUCAAGCUACCCAGUCAGAGAUGGUUUGACUGCACAGGGCAUGAUGGGUAAUUCAAUGUCACCUGACGCCCUUGGUGGAGGCAAACCAACAUGUCCGCCCUACUACCCAUUCAAACGUUCAGUGGAAGAGUCGGCUAGAGGUGGGCGGUCCAGUGAGAAGUUUACAGAAACCAAAAGGAGAAAAAGCAAUUCAGUUUACUCACCUGGACCAGAAGAUUACCCACAAGAUUCCCCCAGGUACAACUCACCUAAACCAGGCUAUGGAGUCUAUAUGGACCAUCCACCUGGUUCAGUUGACCCAUGGUCAGGAGGUCAAGGUGGCCUCCCUUCCUCCUACCCUUCUUCCCUCCUCCCUGGUUCCUCCGGUCCCUUCCCCCCACAGUCUUCCUACCCACCUAACAUGCAGCAUCCAGGAGAAAUGUAUCCAGUCUCUCCUCUCCAAGACCAACACCCGCAGUUGCCCCCCAUGUCCUCAUUUCGUGGGGGGCAGCCAGUAGGUGGGGUGCCUUCAUCGGGAGCCGGCUACACUGGUGCCUCCUCCCCAACUAUAAACGGGUCAGACAUGAUGUCAUCGCGCCAACCUGCCAUGUCAUCUUCUGGUAAUGCAGUUGGCAAAGCUCUUGCCUCGAUUUACUCAACCGAGCAAACCAACAGCAGCUACGGCUCCAACCACUCCACACCUGUCUCCUCCCCCACACCUAUCACAGGCUCAUCAUCACAAGCUUGGAACCGACCGGUCAGCCAGUCUGGAACCACAUAUGAGGCUAAUCAUAUCCACCCGAUGGGCAGAAUAGAGGAGCGUCUGGACCUUGAUGACGCCAUCCAUGUCCUGCGCACCCACGCGGAGGGGCAGCCACCUCUACCACCUGGACAUCCGGGACUACCUCCCCCAAUGCUGCCCACUGGGGCCCACCCACCCCUGGGCUCUCUGGGGCCCUACCCACCUGGGAUGAUGGGACUCGACUCUUCACUUAUAGGUCAUCAUGGCAUCCCCAAUGACAGAGUUCCACCAUCUUCCAGCCUUCCUUCAGUAUCUUCAGACCAGCAUAAAUCAUAUGACACAGGAGAUGAUCCAGACGCCUCGUCUGAUGGACCAAUCAAAUUAGAGAAAUCAGAAAAAGAUGGAGAGAAGGCAGACAAAUCAGGGGGAGACAAGUCAUCUAAAGGAGGAUCACAGAGUGGGGAGCCACCAUCCAAAAGAGCCAGAACACACGGCAAGGCAAGCAGCAAUCAUGAAGAUGGGUAUGACAAUAGUAUCGACAGGUCGAGUCUUAAAUCAGCAGCUAAUAAAAACGCAAAAAACAAGCAGGAAGAUGAAUCAAACCUAACACCAGCAGACAAGGCAGAACGGGAGAGGCUGCGUCGUCAGGCUAAUAAUAAUAGAGAAAGAGUUCGAGUCAGAGAUAUAAACGAAGCAUUUAAAGAACUGGGUCAGAUGGUGACCUUACACUGCAACUCUAGCCAGCCACUGACCAAACUGAUGGUGUUACAGCAGGCCGUCAAUGUUAUCACUUCACUAGAGUCUCAAGUUAGAGAGAGAAAUUUAAACCCUAAAGCUGCGUGUCUGAAAAGAAGGGAAGAAGAAAAAACAGAAGAAUUGCCAGGGAGGACAUUGUCAUCUGAAGAUUUGGCUUCAGGGUUAGCUAACAAGUGUCCACCUGAACCAGGUAAAGGCUCGUGGCAUUCUUGGUAGCUGGUCAAACCUCUCACUUGGGCCUUUGUUGCCAUAGGGACCCAGAAGAUCUGUUCACCCUCCCACCAUUUGACUCAGUCGACCAACCGGAUCAGAUGAAGGCCUGCAUGCUCCAUUGGACUAGCUGAAUUGUUAACAUUUUCUCAUUAGAGAUCAUUAGUCUAAUCAGAUGUUUUAUUUUCAAGAAAUGAGAUAAUUGUUUUGUUUUUUAAGAAAUGAGAUAAUUGUUUUGUUUUUUUUCUGAGCCUAAAAAAAAUGUGAAUCUGGCAAUGUUUCUGCUUCUGAACAGAAAUGUGUUGAGGUAAUUUCCCAAUGUCUAUUUUUUGGGCAGUUUUCCAUGUAGUAAGAUCCAAGGCCAAUCUGAUUUCUCUAAUCCCUGUCUGGUGGAGCUGUGGCAGCUUCAUCUUACAAGUCUCUUGUAUUUUCACAAGUUUGGUCAUGUCAUCCCAUAGUAGACUCCCUAGGCUGGUGACAGUGUUCUUAGGUUGGAGCUUGCAUU
Molecule: messenger RNA, 3593 nt
Organism: Physella acuta
Lineage: Eukaryota; Metazoa; Mollusca; Gastropoda; Physidae
Product: transcription factor 12
Biological process (GO): regulation of transcription by RNA polymerase II
Cellular component (GO): transcription regulator complex; chromatin
Molecular function (GO): DNA-binding transcription factor activity, RNA polymerase II-specific; protein dimerization activity; RNA polymerase II cis-regulatory region sequence-specific DNA binding
Source: RefSeq, a predicted model, not a curated record